Messenger RNA from Amyelois transitella, 2777 nucleotides. RefSeq names its product hemocyte protein-glutamine gamma-glutamyltransferase. Gene Ontology annotation, biological process: peptide cross-linking. The transcript is spliced from 15 exons. Gene Ontology annotation, molecular function: protein-glutamine gamma-glutamyltransferase activity. NCBI's taxonomy places the organism in Eukaryota, Metazoa, Arthropoda, Insecta, Lepidoptera, Pyralidae. The record is from RefSeq and is a predicted model, not a curated record. The coding region runs from base 138 to 2255 and encodes 705 amino acids.
GCGUCAACGCUGGCCGUAGAUCAGUCGGCAACGUCGCGUGCGCAUCUCACGGUGCGUUCCAAAUUUAAAAUUAAUCGCGUGUGUGAUCGUGAAGUGUGGAUUAAAAUAUUGUGAGAGAAAAGAAAAAUACGUAGAAAAUGGAACCCCUAGUAGUAGACGUAGUUCACUUCUAUCCUAAAGAAAACGCACAGACCCACAAUACUGUGAAAUUCGAAGUGGUGAACGAUGAGAACCCUACGACCACGAUCCUCCGCCGAGGACAGCCCUUCAACGGGGUGGUCCGAUUCACCAGACCUUACGACGAGGGAAACGAUUUGGUGCAGCUUGUCUUCACCUUAGGUGAUAAGCCCCAGUUCGAGACCACGGGUUCAGUCCACCUUCGCCGAGAUGCAGUCUCCGACCAGCAUUCCUGGACCGCCAGGCUAGUUGAUGUCCAAGAAGACACACUAUCGUUCGAGGUGUCUACCCCUGUAUCCCUUCCAGUCGGCUGCUGGACCCUACGCGUGAUCACUAAGAGGAAGGACAGUCCCGAGAAAAGAAUCUAUGACUUCGACCAGGAUGUCUACUUUCUCUUCAACCCUUGGAACCCCGAUGACCAGACCUACAUGGAAGACUGCCAGUUACUCCAAGAGUAUGUCCUCAAUGACGUGGGGAAGGUGUGGGUGGGGCCCAUCAAGACCACCCGGGGGAAGCCCUGGUUCUACGGGCAGUUCGACGCUGUGGUGUUACCAGCUUGCAUGUUCAUGUUGGACAGAGCUGACAUUCCUUUCCACCAUCGUGGGGACCCAAUAAAAAUGACCCGAACCAUUUCUCGGAUCGUCAAUUCCAACGAUGAUGCCGGCGUGUUGAUCGGGCGUUGGGACGGCAACUAUGAUGAUGGAACAGCACCUUCCGAGUGGACAGGGUCGGUGGACAUCCUCCAGCAGUACCUGGAGACGCAGCAGGAGGUCCCGUACGGACAGUGCUGGGUUUUCGCUGGCGUUGUUACUACUGUGUGCCGCGCCCUCGGCAUUCCAUCUCGCGUGGUCUCCAACCUGGUGUCAGCCCACGACGCCAACAACUCCCUGACCGUGGACAAAUACUACACCGAGAACAUGGAGGAGCUGGACUUUGAUCCCAACAACCCAGUCGGUGCUGACUCCAUCUGGAACUACCACGUGUGGAACGAUGUGUGGAUGGCGAGGCCUGAUUUGCCUGCAGGUUAUGGAGGCUGGCAAGCCAUUGAUGCUACUCCUCAGGAAACAUCAUCAGGGGUGUACCAGUGCGGUCCAGCUUCACUCGAAGCCAUCAAGAAGGGGGUCUUAGGCCUGAGUUACGACGUGGAGUUCAUGCUGGCCUCAGUCAACGCCGACCUGAUGCGGUGGAGGACCGACCCUGAAUCGGAGACAGGGUUCUCCAUGGUGGAUACAAAUAAUUAUCACAUCGGCCGCAUGAUCCUGACGAAGAAGCCGUACGUGUUUGACCCCCUGGGAGACGAAGACCGACAGGAGAUCACAGACCAGUACAAGUACCGGGAGGGCACCACCUCUGAGAGGCUGGCACUCAUGAACGGGGUCAGAUUUUCUGAGAGGGCAAAGAGGUACUACGCUGUGAUGAGUAACCUGAAGAAUGACGUCACUUUCAAACUACGAGAGCUGGAUAGCGUCCCCAUCGGAGAACAGUUCAGGGUCACUGUUGAUAUUGAGAACCAGUCCAACGAGGCCAGAAACAUCAAGGCAUCACUCUCGGCUGCCAGCGUGUUCUACAAUGGCAAUCGUGCUGAUGUCGUGAGGAAGGUCGAGGGGAAAAUCCCUGUGGCCCCAGGGAAGACUGAACAAAUAAGCAUUCUGGUGAAAGCUGAGGAGUACCUCCCUAAGCUGGUGGAGUACUGCAACAUGAAGAUAUCAGCCAUGGCCAUAGUGGAGGAGACCAAGCAGUCCUGGGCGGAUGACGAUGACUUCCAAGUCCUCAAGCCUAAUAUUAGCAUCAAGUUCAACGAAGACCUAAUCAUAGGGCAGCCAGCUACAGCUGUAAUCUCGUUCGUCAACCCGCUGGCCGUGGCGCUGACGGGGUGCGAGUUCAGGGUGACGUCGUCCGGCAUCGUGGGCCGUACGCUGCGUUGUCCGGCGCCCGACGCCCCGCCUAAGGGGCCGCUGUCUAUUGAAUUACCUGUGCAGCCUAAUAAAAUUGGCAACAUCAACUUCGUGGCGACCUUCAAAUCAGCCGAGCUGAAGGACAUCACUGGGGCAGCUACAGCAGAGGUGUUCGAAGGCUAAAACAUCUAAUAUAUGUAUAUAAAGUUAGAUAUGUAUUUAGUAUAAGUUUUGAUUUAUAAGUUGAAAUAAUGAGAAACUUAACAGAAAAUGAAGAAAUUAAUGUAAAACUUGAGAGGUAUCUAAUAGAUCGAAAGAUAGCUAGAUAAAAUAUAAUAAAAACAAAUGUUAUUUAAUGAAUUCAUUUGAAAUGUAGUGUUUUUACUACUGAUAUUAUUUUUUUGAUCCGUCCGACAUAUAAUGAUGUUUUUGAAAUGUCUCUAGUACCAUUUAAGUGAAAAAUUUAUAAAAAUGUACGGAAGAAAAUACUAAUCAUCAUUUACUGAAAUAAAAAAAUCAGGUAUCCCGAUUCGGUGGUAACACCAUUCAUAAGAAAAAAAUGGCAACUUAUACAAUAAAUAUACAAUUACGAAGGUCGUUUACUUAUAAUUCUCACGAUUUUUGUUCAACCUUGACAGUGAUAAAAUAUUAAUUAAUUUAGAUUUUUUUUCAACGUAUUAAAUAUAAUUAACAAUAUAAAAAAAA